AUUGGUCAAUGGCGAGAGACAGUGCCGCCGCCAGCGUCGGCGUCAGCCCCCGUCGUCGUCGCUUAGGCAAUAUUCUCUACGAAAUUUGGAAUGUCGCAGUGGGACAAUGCAGGCGCGCUCGCAGGGAUCGGCUUCGGCGCGCUGCUGCUCGUCCUCGGCCUCGCAGCCGGCAUUUGGUGGUACUGCAAAAGGAGGCACCGCAGCUCCUCGCAAGGACACGUGAUAACAUUGUCUCCUGAUCCGAAACAUCAGCACUCGGUGUACACCCAACAACCCAGCGGCUACCAACAACAGCAAACCGGUUAUUCACAGCAGCAAACCGGUUACUCGCAACGCCAAACUGGCUACCCACAGGUGCCAAUGAUCCAAAACGAUGAUGUUGCUACCGUUGAUCUCGAGAUAAGCGACGCGUUCUCCGUGCCCCGAGUCGCCCCAGAUCGACCUGCGGCAAGACCAGUGGGUCGCGCCCAGAACACUGCGACACUGAACGUGUCGAGUGCGUUGGCGCCGCCCGCCCUUCCCUCUCGCGCGCCGUCUCCCUUCAGUCCCAUGCGGUCCCCGCACGAGCUCUACGACUGAUACAAUGGAAAUACUUCGUCCGGUUACUUAAAAGUGACCAAUUAUAAAGAAGGCUUUAAUAGGUAGUUCUUGCACCGGUUGAGUAAACCCCCAUAUAUCUGUGUUGGGCUCUUCUUUUACAUUAGUUUCUUCACAAAAUCAAUUGUAAUAGCUUAAAUUAUUUUAUGAUGUACCUAGAUAAUUGAGUGAAUUCUUAUACUAUAAUACAACGCAUUUCGUAAUAUAAUAGAUAGGUAGGUAGUAAUAUAAUAAAUAGCUCGAUGAAAGUAGGUAAAUCUCUUUUAGUUAACUCAUAACAAGUAUGAACUCUUCAAGUAAAUUUGCCAGCACUAUAGUAGGCACUUAGGUUGAGAACAUACAGGGAUUGUGACCACCAAUUCUAAGUUAAAUUACUUUAUUACUUAAUACUUUAUAAAAUAAACGCAAAACAAAAAGCCACGUGAUUUUUCUUUAAAAAA
Molecule: messenger RNA, 1037 nt
Organism: Hyposmocoma kahamanoa
Lineage: Eukaryota; Metazoa; Arthropoda; Insecta; Lepidoptera; Cosmopterigidae
Exons: 4
Coding region: 91-579 (162 amino acids)
Source: RefSeq, a predicted model, not a curated record